Molecule: messenger RNA, 2523 nt
Organism: Engraulis encrasicolus (European anchovy)
Lineage: Eukaryota; Metazoa; Chordata; Actinopteri; Clupeiformes; Engraulidae
Gene: lrfn5b
Product: leucine rich repeat and fibronectin type III domain containing 5b
Exons: 10
Coding region: 1-2523 (840 amino acids)
Molecular function (GO): protein binding
Source: RefSeq, a predicted model, not a curated record
AUGGAGACGGUGCUUGCCUACCUGCUGCUGACGGCAGUGCUCCUAUUGGUGCGUAGUGGCAGCGCAGCCCAUGGCAACCGGGAGCCUCUGGUGUGUCCUAAACGGUGCGUUUGUCAGGUGCUCAACCCCAACCUGGCAACGCUCUGCGACAAGAAGGGCCUCCUGUUCGUGCCUCCCAGCAUCGCUCGGCGCACGGUGGAACUGCGUCUGGGCGAUAACUUCAUCACCGGGAUACGCAGACGAGACUUCGCCAACAUGACCAAGCUCGUCGACCUCACGCUAUCGCGCAACACCAUCGGCUCUAUAGCGCCACACGCCUUCCGGGACCUGGAGAACCUGCGAGCGCUGCACCUGGACAGUAACCGGCUCACGCGCAUCACCAACGAAACCUUCAGCGGCAUGGUCAAACUACACCACCUCAUCCUCAACAACAACCAGCUGACCAACAUACACAUACAGGCGUUUAAUGACCUCCUUGCCCUUGAGGAAUUGGACUUGUCCUAUAAUAACCUUGAGAGUGUCCCCUGGGUGGCCGUCCAGCGCAUGAUCAGUCUGCACACGCUCAGUCUGGACCACAACAUGAUCUCACUCAUCCCUGAGGGCACCUUCACCAGCCUGGGUAAGUUGAAGCGUCUGGACGUGACGUCCAAUAAGCUCCAGAAGCUUCCUCCGGACCCAGUGUUCCAGCGGGCGGGGGUGCUGGCCACGUCGGGCAUCUUAGGCCCCACCAACUUCGCGCUCAGCUUCGGCGGCAACCCGCUGCGCUGCAACUGCGAGUUGCUAUGGCUACGGCGGCUGCAGCGGGAGGACGACCUGGAGACGUGUGCCGCACCCACACACCUGGCCGGCAGGUACUUCUGGACGGUGUCUGAGGAGGAGUUUCUGUGUGAGCCCCCUCUCAUCACGCGUCACUCCCCGCCUGCGCGUGCUCUGGAGGGCCAGCGGGUGGCACUGCGCUGUAAAGCUCGCGGCGACCCGGAGCCCGUCAUACACUGGAUCGCACCCGAUGGACGCCUGGUGGCCAACUCAUCACGCACCGCGGUACUCGCCGACGGGACCCUCGACAUUCUCAUCAGCACCGUCAAGGACUCAGGUGCGUUUACCUGCGUGGCGACCAACCCGUCAGGUGACGCCCAGCAGAAUGUGGAGCUUCACAUCUCCCAGCUGCCGCACAUCGCCAACGACACCACGCUGCUCCUCGAACCCGACCCCGGCUCCUCCAUCAUUGCCACGGCCACGCGCAACGAGGCGGCCAAUGGGGCGACAGGGAGCGGGGCAGGGGGCGGGGCCAAAGGCAGUGCAGAGAAACGAGUGGUCAUCGCCGAGGCAACGUCAUCGUCAGCUCUCGUCAAGUUCAACUUCCAACGCAGCAUCCCGGGAAUACGCAUGUUCCAGAUACAAUACAACGGCACAUAUGACGACUCACUCGUAUACAGGAUGAUCCCUCCCACCAGUAAGAGCAUCCUCGUCAGCAACCUGGCGGCCGGCACCACCUACGACCUGUGUGUGCUGGCCAUCUACGACGACGCGGUGACCUCGCUGACGGCGACGCGCGUGAUUGGCUGCCUGCGCUUCACCACGGAGCCGCAGCACAUGCGCUGCCACUUCAUGCAGAGCCAGUUCCUGGGCGGCACCAUCGUCGUGGUGAUCGGCGGCGUCAUCGUGGCCUCCGUGCUCUCCUUCAUCGUCUUCCUCAUCGUGCGGUACCGCGUCUGCCACCAGGGCGGCGACAUAGACAAGCGCGGCCUGGAGAUGAACGUGAUUGGCCCGGCCGCCGCCGCGGGAGGCGGGCUCAUGAAGUCCCUCUCCAAGCAGCUGGUAGGUGGGGAUGUGAACGGGAGCGGGAAGGGUCGUAAGAUCUCCCCGGAGAGUGGGGGUGCGCGGCCCGCCAAGGGUCCGAAGCCCGACUGCACGGUCACGUCAGCGUCCGCGGCGAACCACAGCUGGCACCCCGCCUCCCCCUCCCCGAUGCGUUCCCGCGGCAACCCCCCUAAAGCCCCGCCACCCUCCUGCUCCUCCUCUUCCUCUUCCUCCUCGACCGGCGGAGGCCCCGCCUACCGGCAGACCGACGCCCAGAUCGCCGCGGAGGUGGACAACGUCAACAGGAACAACUCUGCCGGCCUGGGCGCCACUGGGCAGCGUGGGGUCAACCCUGGUUUAGGGGUGGGGUUGGGGCUGGGGGGCCGGCCUCUGUCUCUCGUAGCCCCUCCCACGUUGCCGCGGCGACCCAACCCCGAGGCGUUGCUAAGCUACCAGACUCUGCCGGCGGGCUGCGUGCGCGUCACUGGCCAUCGGCGGCGGCACUCCCUGCACGUGGACGCCUGUCAGGCGGGAGGGGUGCGCUACACGGCGCUGCCACACUCCCCCCACACGCCAGGGGGCGCCAGCGGCUACGGCAGCCUGCGCUCCAAGCGCUCGCUCUCCAUGAGCGGAGACCUGCCACACAUCGACAGCACCGAGCAGCUGCUAGGCAACCGCGAAGGCCUGUCGCGCUCAGAGUGGCUCCUGGAGAGCACCCUCUGA